This is a messenger RNA of Condylura cristata (star-nosed mole), 6680 nucleotides long. It is a transcript of the gene PLD1, whose product is annotated as phospholipase D1, phosphatidylcholine-specific. NCBI's taxonomy places the organism in Eukaryota, Metazoa, Chordata, Mammalia, Eulipotyphla, Talpidae. The record is from RefSeq and is a predicted model, not a curated record. Gene Ontology annotation, biological process: cell motility; intracellular signal transduction; phosphatidic acid biosynthetic process. Gene Ontology annotation, molecular function: D-type glycerophospholipase activity; phosphatidylinositol binding. The coding region runs from base 124 to 3351 and encodes 1075 amino acids. The transcript is spliced from 28 exons.
CUUUCACAGGGGCACCAGUGGACAGCAUCAGUGCACCUUUAGGCUGUAACAUGGGCUGCCAGUUCCUGCAUUCAGGAGAGAACUGAGUUGUGCCCCUCUGCUCUUAUCCUUUCUGAAACCAACAUGUCACUGAAAAAUGAAUCAAAGGUAAACACAUCUGCACUGAAGAAAAUUGCUGCUGACAUGAGUGAUUUGAUAGAUAAUCUAGACACACGAGAGCUCCACUUUGAUGGAGAGGAGGUGGAGUUUGAUGUGUCACCAAGUGAUCCCAAGACACAGGAAGAGAGUAUCCCAUUCUCUGCUAUUUAUGAGACUCAAGGAUUUAAGGAACCUAACAUACAGACCUACCUCUCCGGCUGUCCAGUGAAAGCUCAAGUUCUCGAAGUGGAGCGCUUUACAUCCACAACAAAGGGACCAAGUAUCAAUCUUUACACUAUUGAAUUAACACAUGGGGAAUUUAAAUGGCAAGUGAAGAGGAAAUACAAGCACUUUGAAGAAUUUCACAGAGAGCUGCUCAAGUACAAAGCCUUCAUCCGUAUCCCCAUUCCCACCAAAAGACACACAUUUAGAAGACAAAAUGUCAAAGGGGAGGAGCCUCGAGAGAUGCCAAGUUUGCCCCGUUCAUCUGAAAACAGGGACAGAGAGGAACAGUUCUACAGUAAAAGGAAACAGCUAGAAGACUACUUGACAAAAUUACUGAAAAUGCCAAUGUAUAAAAAUUAUUAUGCAACAACAGAAUUUCUUGAUAUAAGCCAGCUGUCAUUCAUCCAUGAUUUGGGACCAAAGGGCAUAGAAGGAAUGAUAAUGAAAAGAUCUGGAGGACACAGAAUACCUGGUUUGAAUUGUUGUGGUCACGGAAGAGCCUGCUACCGGUGGUCAAAAAGGUGGCUGAUAGUGAAAGAUUCCUUUUUACUGUAUAUGAAGCCAGACAGUGGUGCUAUAGCGUUCGUCCUGUUGGUGGAUAAAGAAUUCAGCAUUAAGGUGGGAAGGAAGGAAACAGAGACAAAAUAUGGAGUCCGAAUUGAUAGUCUUUCGAGGACACUUAUUCUAAAAUGCAACAGCUAUAGACAUGCUCGGUGGUGGGGAGGAGCUAUCGAAGAAUUCAUCCAGAAACAUGGCACCAACUUUCUCAAAGAGCAUAGAUUUGGUUCCUAUGCUGCUAUCCAAGAGAACACUUUAGCAAAAUGGUAUGUUAAUGCCAAAGGAUACUUUGAAGAUGUGGCCAAUGCCAUGGAAGAGGCAAAGGAAGAGAUUUUUAUCACCGAUUGGUGGUUGAGUCCAGAAAUCUUCAUGAAACGCCCAGUGGUUGAAGGAAAUCGUUGGAGGUUGGACUGCAUUCUUAAACGAAAAGCACAACAGGGGGUGAGGAUCUUCAUAAUGCUGUACAAAGAGGUAGAACUUGCUCUUGGAAUCAACAGUGAAUACAGCAAAAGAACUUUAAUGCGUCUGCACUCUAACAUAAAGGUGAUGAGGCACCCCGAUCAUGUGUCGUCCUCUGUUUAUCUUUGGGCUCAUCAUGAGAAACUUGUUAUCAUUGACCAGUCUGUGGCUUUUGUUGGUGGCAUUGACCUGGCCUAUGGAAGGUGGGAUGAUAAUGAGCACAGACUCACAGACGUGGGCAGUGUGAAGCGUGUUGCUGUGGGGCCAAUCCUGAGUUCCCUCUCGGUUGAAACAACAGAGUCCAUGGAAUCUUUAAACCUCAAACAUAAAAAUGAACCCAGCAAAAAUCUGCCCAAUCUGAAGAGUGGUGAUGAAAUGGAUUCAAAACUGAAAGGAAUAGGAAAGCCUAGUAAAUUCUCCAAAUUUAGUCUCUACAAGCAGCUUUACCGACACCAGAUGCACAAUGCAGACAGCGUCAGCAGCAUUGACAGCAUCUCCAGUUAUUGUAAUCACUGUAGAAGUCGUCAGCAUUUAAUCCAUGGUCUAAAACCCCACUUGAAACUCUUUCGCUCUUCCAGUUGUUCUGAGCAGGGGCUUGGUAGACCUAACACGGACACCAGCUCCAUCCGCAGUUUGCAGACUGGCGUGGGAGAGCUGCACGGGGAGACCAGGUUCUGGCAUGGAAAGGACUAUUGCAAUUUUGUCUUCAAAGACUGGGUGCAACUUGACAAACCUUUCGCUGAUUUCAUAGACAGGUACACCACUCCCCGGAUGCCCUGGCAUGACAUCGCCUCUGCGGUCCAUGGGAAGGCAGCUCGUGACGUGGCACGUCACUUCAUUCAGCGCUGGAACUUCACCAAGAUUAUGAAACCAAAAUAUCGAUCCCUUUCUUAUCCUUUUCUGCUUCCAAAAUCUCAAACAACAGCCCACGAAUUGAAAUACCAAGUGCCUGGGUCUGUCCAUGCUAACGUGCAGUUGCUCCGCUCUGCAGCUGACUGGUCUGCUGGUAUAAAGUACCAUGAAGAGUCCAUCCACACGGCUUACAUCAAUGUGAUAGAGAAUAGCAAGCACUACAUCUACAUAGAAAACCAGUUUUUCAUAAGCUGUGCUGAUGACAAAGUUGUGUUCAACAAGGUUGGAGAUGCCAUUGCCCAGAGGAUACUGAAAGCCCACAGGGACGGCCAGAGAUACCGGGUGUAUGUUGUGAUACCACUUCUGCCAGGCUUUGAAGGAGACAUUUCAACCGGUGGAGGAAAUGCUCUACAGGCAAUAAUGCACUUCAACUACAGAACCAUGUGCAGAGGAGAAAAUUCCAUCCUUGGACAGUUAAAAGCAAAACUUGGUAACCAGUGGAUAAAUUACAUAUCAUUCUGUGGCCUUAGAACACACUCAUCACUUGAAGGAAACCUAGUCACUGAGCUCAUCUAUGUCCACAGCAAGUUGCUAAUUGCUGAUGACAACACUGUUAUUAUCGGCUCUGCCAACAUAAAUGACCGAAGCAUGCUGGGAAAGCGAGACAGUGAAAUGGCUGUUAUAGUGCAGGACACAGAGAUGGUGCCUUCGGUGAUGGAUGGAGAAGAGUACCAGGCUGGCCGGUUUGCCCAAGGACUUCGGCUUCAGUGCUUUAGGGUUGUCCUUGGCUAUCUUUCUGACCCAAGUGAGGACAUUCAGGAUCCAGUGAGUGACAAAUUCUUUAAGGAAGUGUGGGUGUCAACGGCAGCUCGAAAUGCUACAAUUUAUGAUAAGGUGUUCCGGUGCCUCCCCAGCGAUGAAGUACACAAUUUAAAUCAGCUGAGAGAGUUCAUCAACAAGCCUAUACUAGCAAAGGAAGAUCCCACUCGAGCUGAGGAAGAACUGAAAAAGAUCCGUGGCUUCUUGGUGCAAUUCCCCUUUUAUUUUUUGGCUGCAGAAUGCCUGCUACCUUCUGUUGGAUCUAAAGAAGCCAUAGUGCCCAUGGAGGUUUGGACUUAAGAGCUGUAUUUGUUUUGCAACUCAAGAACAUCCUGAAGAGUGCAUUGCACACAGUGACCUUUGGAAACCUAAAGCCAAAGCCAGCACCCAAGCACUCUUGUACCCAAGCAUGGGCCCUUUGGAUGCCAGGCAGCACUGCAGUCUUGCUGAUUAAGUACACACAGUAUGGUAGGGCUGUCAUUCCUGGCCCUGUCCUUGUGUGAAAGGGACUGAGUACUUAUGGAUAGCACACACUCAACACCUUUACCACAGAUGCAGAUUCCGUGAUGUGCACCAAAGGGCAUUUCCUUUGCUAACAGGAAUUUAACUGUAACUAUCAUCUAAUUUGCUAAGAAUUGUCUGAACCUCCUUAUUCUUCUCUGACCUUCAUUUAUGCAGCUGAUGUCUGUGGACCUGCCCUCUCCUCAUGGUCCAUAAAGACACUGUUUACGAUAGUUUAUUGCCCAAAGAUGUUGUGAUGUUGCUUUGAGCUUCUCGGGGCCCCUUGGGCUGCCUUGCCCUCAGGUUUGGUAGGAUGUGGCCACUAAUUCAGUGACUGCAAGGACAGGACAGAUGCUGUGAACACAGCAGCCCUUGUCAGGUGUUUCUAAUGACAUUGACAUUAUAUAUUUUGACACCGCAGUGCAACAGGAAGGAAUUACAUUCGGUUAUUGAGGCAGAGAUUUAAUUGUGCCUUCAAAGACAGACAAGAUGUAUCAUUUUGAUAGGGCCCUCUGAUCACAUUUGAACAUGUGUUUAGGAUGUUUUAUUACAAAGGAGAUGACAAACUCAAAGACAGAGCAUGCAGCCUUCAGAAACCUCCAACGGGGUGGUGGGAUCUUAUCCAGAUAAGAAAGGGAGAUUCCUUCUAGUCCCAUAAAAUUUACUGUCAUCUUCAGCUGCUGGAUUGAUUAAAAUUUGAGUCUGCAUUUCAAAAUCAAACCGAGAAAGCAAUUUGUCUUGCAAGAGAAUCAGUUAUCAGUUCUUUCAUCACUCCUACCAAGUUAAUAAGUCUAACCUUAUUUGACAUUCAACUCUCCGCUACUUUUAUCUUCUUUAGGAAAAAAUUAACUGAUUAUAAAAUACAUGCUACUUUGCUUGUAGAAUUAAUAAUUAAUCAUCAUUAAUAUACAUUAACAUUCCACCAAGGCUUCUGAAGAGAUGAGAAUAUUUAUUAAUUCACUUUGUCCUACUGUCUGUGAAUUGUUCUGGAAAUAUAUUUCCUUUUUGGAUGUUAGCAUACUAUUUGGUAUAUCAUAGCUCUCAUUUUACUAGUCAACGGUCCUUAAAGCCUAAAGAGCUAAUGUGUUUCUCAAAUGACCUGUACCCUUCAAACUUGGUGUUGGUGGCAUGAUUACGUGUCUGUGGAUUACCUACAUGGAAUCUCGUUUGGAUUUUCUUAAAAACAAAACAAAACUGAAGACCCAACUCUUGUUUUCAUGGAGCUAAUAGUGCUGUGGGAAGACUAAAAAGAACCCAAAGUUGAUGAUCUGGGUUAACAGGAGAAAGACCAGGUCAUAUCCAAGGCAGGACUUCACAGCUAGAGCAUUUCACAAAUAAGGUGGGAUCAUGUAACCAACAAUUAAAAUAAAUGUGCUUUUAUUUAUGGGUAAAUUAUUUCUUGGAUGACUGAGAUAUUUGCUAUUUAUGAAAAUUGUAUGGAAUAACCAAGGAUUUCUUAUAUAUUUUUUUAAAAUUCUAUCAUUUUUAUUGAGCUAACAUUGUUUUACAAUGUGUAUGAUUUAGAGGUAUUGGUUCACACAGCUUCAUGCAGUUGGCACACCACAACUACCAACCAUUAUCUUCCACCACAUGCCCCUGGGCCCCAGUUUUUUAAAAUAUAGAACAGUCAACAGAGUGGCUCUCAACUUCAUGUAAGAUGCCUCUAUGAAAACAAUUGAAAAUAAAAAUAUGAAAAGGCCCAUUCUCCUAUUAAAAAAAUUACUUAAUCCAAAGGCCACUUAAUCUGCAUUGUAUAAAUGAUAAAAUGAGAUCCAGAUAGGUUGAAGUACACUUCAGUUUACCCACCUUUGAGAUGGCCAAGUUGAAACUAAUGAAACCAUCCCAAAGUCCAUGGCUGGCCUUUUUCACUUCAUCACUACCCAAAAUGAGGAAUUGCAGCAAGUGGAGAUAUUCCGAGAGGAUAUCUUAGACCUGGUGAUAUUGAGCAUUUGUGCUUUCCCGUGUCUUCCUACUAGAGCGUAAGUCUUCCGGAGCAGGGACUUUCACUUGCAGUGUACCCCGAGAGCCUGGAACCAUGCUUGGUACAUAAGUAAAUGUUGAAAGUCAAUGUCAGAUGAAUAAACAAGGUGGAGAAGAGAAGUAGUGAGUGAAAUGAAACUCUUAAGGUGUUUCAGGCAUAGAAGCUGCUGGUUUCUGUAGCAUUUUCCCCCUACUGCCUCUUCUGAAGGGCAAGAUAUUCAUCCCCAAAGAUGAGAAGCCACAAGUUUUACUUAGAUGGACUUUAUGGAAAAAUUUAGUGCCUUAAUUGCCUGUUUUGCAAUAACAGUCUACAUAAUGCAGCAUUCUGCAAAACUCACAUGAUGUGUGGACACAAGAUGUACUACCCAAUGUCCAGUGACCCACACUGUCUGACACAACUGCUACCAGUUCAAGUUCAAAGAACUUAUCUUUAAUAUUACCAUAUUAAUCUUUAAUAUCACAAUAUCUGAUAAACUUUAAAAUGUAAUUCAAAACCUUGGAAAAGUACAAUAAAUCUGUUCAACCUUUUAAAUUCACUGUCAUAUUUUGAAAUGUCUAUAAAUGCUAAAUCUCACAGUCUGAUAAUCUUUGUAAUAAUUGUUAUUUUCAAGAAGGAAAUGUCUGGGAUUGUAAGAUAUAAAGGGUAGAAAGUCAUCAUAGCCUAUUUUGGCCAAAUGUAGUUGUUGGAAUAUCCUUUUAACAUACCAGGUCUGGUACAGACAUUGCCUUUGUAUCAAGUAUCUGCCCAACAACUCUUUCACGGGAUGCUGUGAAAUAUAUCAUAGAAUUGUCUGGAGAGCUGGUCUUUAAAUAACUGAAUGACAUACUGUAAAACAAAGUACUGGUUUUAUUUUAAUAGCAUCUUUGGAGAAAAUUUUGUUUAUAUAUAUCACAAAACCUAAGCAGUUAAUCUAUGGAAUGAUGUGGGAAAUUAUCAUACAUCAUGAAUUAACAGUCUCCCAGAAGAAAACAGUAAGCAGCAAUUUUGCAGACCACACAAUGCAGAAUUUAUGUCUGUCAUGAAGAAUUUGUACUUCUUUCUGCAUCAUCUCAUUUAUUCCUUGAACCUACAUCUCCAGCCAGAACAGGAGUUGUUCUCCUUAAUAUGUAAACCAUUUCAGAGGACGAAAAAAAAGUUUUUCUGGAAC